UCACUCCAUCCUCUCUCACACUCACACCUUCCCCAAAAAGCUCAGUUUCUCUCUGAAAUCAUGCCAAUGGAGGAACUCUGCAAAAACCCCAUUAAAGCUGAUGCGGUGAAAAUGACGUUUUUGGUACUUGUUUUGGCGGCGGCGUUGAUGGGAGAAGUUGAGGGAAGAAAGGCGAGGAUUUUAGAGGACAAUGGGAUUGAAUAUGGCGCCAUUAGUUGCAGAGCUCACACUGCUUCAAUAACGGAGUUCGGCGGUGUUGGCGACGGCGAAACGUCGAAUACAAAGGCGUUUCAGGCGGCCGUGGAGCGGCUGAGCCAGUACGCCGGGGACGGCGGCGCUCAGCUGUAUGUGCCGGCGGGGAGGUGGCUCACUGGCAGCUUCAACCUUACUAGUCAUUUCACUCUGUUUCUUCAUCAGGAUGCUGUUCUUCUCGCUUCUCAGGAUCCGAACGAAUGGCCGGUGGUCGAACCGUUGCCAUCCUACGGUCAUGGAAGGGACACAUCAGGGGGACGGUACAUCAGUUUAAUAUUUGGAACAAAUCUCACUGAUGUUGUCAUCACAGGAAACAAUGGCACCAUUGAUGGUCAAGGUGAUCGCUGGUGGCAGCUGUUUCAUCAGAAUAAGCUUAAGUACACCCGACCAUACUUGAUCGAGAUCAUGUAUUCCAGCAACAUACAGAUAUCGAAUCUGACCCUGCUGAAUUCUCCAGCUUGGAAUGUUCAUCCUGUUUACAGCAGCAAUGUUCUUAUUCAAGGGAUCACGAUUAUCGCUCCCGUUCGAUCCCCGAAUACCGAUGGCAUCAACCCCGAUUCCUGCACAAAUGUUAGAAUUGAGGAUUGUUACAUAAUAUCUGGAGACGAUUGUGUAGCUGUCAAGAGCGGCUGGGACGAGUAUGGCAUAAGAUUUGGAUGGCCAACUAAGCAAUUGGUAAUCAGAAGGCUCACGUGCGUUUCCCCGACAAGUGCUGUCAUUGCACUGGGGAGUGAGAUGUCGGGUGGAAUCGAAGAUGUCCGAGCAGAAGACAUAGUAGCCGUUGAUUCUGAAUCUGGGGUCAGGAUCAAAACAGGCAUAGGAAGGGGAGGAUAUGUAAAAGACAUAUAUGUAAGGAGGAUGACAAUGCAUACCAUGAAAUGGGCGUUUUGGAUGACUGGCGAUUACGGGUCACAUGCCGAUGAGAAUUACGAUCCCCACGCAUUGCCUGUAAUACAAGGAAUCAACUACAGGGACAUGGUCGUUGAAAACGCCACAAUGGCAGCAAGAUUGGAGGGAAUUUCAGGUGACACAUUUACAGGUAUCUGCAUUUCCAAUGUGACAAUCAGCUUGGCAGCAAAGGCCAAGAAACAGCCAUGGACUUGCACUGAUGUGGAGGGAACUACGAGCAAUGUUACACCUCCACCGUGCAGUCUGUUACCUGAUCAGGGGGCCGAGAAGUUUACAACAUGCAGAUUUCCAGAGGAAAAUAUACCAAUUGAUGCAGUGGAGUUGAAAAAAUGCUCAUAUCAACUCAGUCAUGCUUGAAGAUUUCUUGCUGUGAACAACAAAAGCUAUAUUCAAGUCAGUAUAUUGUUACUGUAAGAAUUAAAAUCUAUCUAAAAGUAUUCAGUAUGUUGUGUAUUUCAGCUUUCCAGCACAGUUCAAAUUAAUACAGUAGAAUGUACACCCCCAUUAAAUGCCAUCAUAAUUGACAUGUA
This is a messenger RNA of Cucurbita maxima (winter squash), 1691 nucleotides long. RefSeq names its product probable polygalacturonase. Gene Ontology annotation, biological process: carbohydrate metabolic process. NCBI's taxonomy places the organism in Eukaryota, Viridiplantae, Streptophyta, Magnoliopsida, Cucurbitales, Cucurbitaceae. Gene Ontology annotation, molecular function: polygalacturonase activity. The transcript has 6 exons. The coding region runs from base 61 to 1518 and encodes 485 amino acids. The record is from RefSeq and is a predicted model, not a curated record.